Messenger RNA from Dermatophagoides pteronyssinus (European house dust mite), 1716 nucleotides. RefSeq names its product DNA replication licensing factor mcm4-like. NCBI's taxonomy places the organism in Eukaryota, Metazoa, Arthropoda, Arachnida, Sarcoptiformes, Pyroglyphidae. The record is from RefSeq and is a predicted model, not a curated record.
AUGCAGAAGCCGAUCCGCAGCCUUGGGCCCGAAGACUUCGAGAAGCUAGUGACCACUAGCGGAAUCUGCAUCCGCGUCAGUAGCGUGCUGCCGGAGAUGGUGGUCGCAGUCUUCAAGUGCCACAGCUCGUACCUCGUCAAGUACGACCGCAAGCAGUGCAAUGCUGAAAUCAGCGCGUUCGUCACCAACGGAACCGUCGAAGAACCGACGUUUUGCACGCGCUGCCAGUCGCACCGCUCGUUUUUGCUCAACCACGCCAAGUGCGUCUUCAGCAGCAAGCAGCUCGUCAAGAUUCAGGAGAGCCACGAAACCAUUCCAGAAGGCGAGUCGCCGCAAACGUUCCUCGCCUACCUGCGUGACGAACUGAUCCACGCGCUCAAGGCAGGCGACACCGUGUCUCUCACAGGCAUCUACCGCGCGCUGCCGAACCGCAAAAACUUCCGGCAGAGCACGCUGCGCGCGGUGUUCAAAGCGUGCAUCGACGUGAUUUCGUUCCGCAAAACCCCCCGACCAACGCAACAGGUUAGCACGCGCUCGGGCCGCGUGUACUCGCCGUCGUUCGUCGCGCGCGCGCGCGCGCUGAGCGAGCAUCCGGACGUGUACGAACUGCUGACGAAAGCCUUUGCGCCGCGCAUCUUCGAGUACUCAGACGUCAAGAAAGGCUUGCUUUGCCAGCUGUUCGGCUGCCGCCAGAACGUUGACGCGCAGUCGGGCUCUACGCUACGCAGCCGCGGUGAGCUGCACGUGCUGCUCUGCGGCGACCCGUCGACCGCCAAGAGCCAGCUGCUGCAGUAUGUGCACCGCAUCGCGCCGCGCGGCGUCUACGUCGUCGGACGCGGCACGACAUGUGCGGGGCUCACUGCGAGCCUCACGCGCGACCCGGAAACCAACGACUUCGUGCUCGAGUCGGGUGCCGUCAUUUUGAGCGACGGCGGCGUCUGCUGCAUCGACGAGUUCGACAAAAUGGACGACGGCUCGCGCGUGAUUUUGCACGAAGUGAUGGAACAGCAGCAGGUCAGCUUCGCAAAGGCGGGCAUCGUCUGCACGCUCAACUGCGCCACCGCGAUCUUGGCCUCCGCCAACCCGAUCAAGAGCAAGUACGACGCGACGAAGACGAUCGUCGACAACAUCAACAUGCCCGUCUCGCUGCUGUCGCGCUUUGACUUGAUCUACCUCGUGCUCGACAUUUGCAACCCUGACAUGGACCGCAGGAUCGCGUACCAUAUUUGCGACAUGUACGCUGAAAACCGCAAGCGCUCUCCAGAGCAGAACAUCGAAGUCAGCGACAUCGACGAACAGUUCUUGAAACAGUAUAUCUCGCUCGCCAAAGACGUGUGCAACCCCGAGCUCGCGGAGAACUGCGAGCCGCUGCUGAUCCAGACGUACCUGCAGCUGCGCGGGCACGGAGCCGGCGGCUCCGUGCUCGGCACGCCGCGGCAACUUGACUCGCUCAUGCGCAUCGCCUCGGCGCUCGCGCGCAUGAAGCUGCAGCAGCGCGUCACCGAAGUCGAGAUCGUCGAAGCCGAGCGGCUGCUCAAAGCCGCGACGUACGCCACGCUGACCGACCCGCUCACUGGCAAGAUCGACUUCGAGCAGCUGCACUCCGGAAUCAACGAGUCGGCUCGCGUGCGCGCUUUGCUGCUGACCUGCGAUGAAGUCUAUUCUGCCCCAGGAACAACUGCAGUUAAUCAGCAAGGACGAGGAUCUAAACACUGA